AUGCAGGCCCAGUCGACUGCUGCUCCAACCUCAUCCCCUCCGGGCGUGGCCGCUCCACAGCAGGACGGUCUCGUAUGGGAUGGCUGGCCGGAUGGUUUUUGGGAACGAAAUUUUACCUGGGAAGAAGUCGAGGCUACGGGGAACCUUAUGGUUCAUUGGGCAUGUGAAUCUGCAGGGUCAAAUGAUCGUCGUGGCAAGCGCAGGGCGUCUGCAGAGCACUGGGAGGACGGCACUCUGUUACUUCGGCAUUGUCAGGGUAUCAUAGAGUGCGACAAUGAUGACUGCUCAAUAAUUGUUCGCCCUCAAACCCGUCCGCGAGAGAUAUGGAAGCAAACCCGUCAGAAAUGCCGCUGCGGCGGCAGUUUGACACAUCUUGAAUGUCCGGGCAAAGUAACGUCGAAGAUAUGGACAUACAAGCACGGGAAGUUCUAUCGUAACGGCGGUCCACAUCAGCAUGCUCGACCAACCCAUAAACUUCAUCUUUUGAAAAACGAGCGCGCCGAGUUCGAAGCUAUUGUACGUUCCCAUCCAACAGCCGGCCCAAUGGCCCUCCUCGUUGGCAUUCCUGGAAUUGAAGGCCCAGGGCGUUCCGUCGCCGACAUAUCUUCUGUGUUAACGAAUAAAGAUCGUAUAACACAGGAACGUCGCCUCAUUACUCAAGGCAGUUCCGGCAGCGGCGGGAGUGCAGAAACGUUCAUUAGUGACUUCGCUGCGCUUGAGCAGCAAUACCCGGAUUUUUUUAUCUUCUCUCAGAUCGGCCGUGUCACUGUGAUUGUCAUGCAGACAUCAUUUAUGCGCUCGCAGCUCAUCAAGGACUUUAUUGCUAGUGAGCCGGUGAAUGGACUGGUCACUGAUGCAGCACAUGGAUUUUGGAGGAAUCGGGACGCACUUUUGAUCAUCAGCUCAGUGUUUUCAAAGGAUCUGCUUUGCUGGAUGCCGGUACUAUUCACCUACUCCAAUGGCGCAUCGGCAGACCACUAUGAAUGCCAUUUCUUUGCUUUAUAUGAGAGCAUCGGGCAGCAGGCGGAACUGCGUGGUAUUGCGCUCACUGAUGAACUCUUUCUCGAUGUUGUUGACUUCAGCGAAGCGCAGAGGCUGGGCAAGACCGGUGCCUUUGUCAGAUUUUGGUGCUUGCAGUCAGCUGAUAAUCGUAGCAAGGAGGAGUUGCAGGAAGAUGCAGCUGCUCUGGUUAAAGGCUGUCGUCAACAUUUCGAUGCAGGAGUUACGCGACUCACGAGGAUCGCAGCGGUCAUCCCAGUUGGACGUGCGGAGGCCUUCAAAUACCGUGUUGAAGGCCUAUUUGGCACUGAUGACAAGGCAGUCUUCCAGGAGAGAGCAUCCUUGAUCAUUAAGGAAUUCCCUAAGACUGAGCCAUGGUUAGCAUGGUGGACAAGAGAGGCCCAUGCACCCCUCUUGUUCCCAGCAUACCGUAAGAUGGACACCGCGCUCUGGGCAGCGAUUCCUGACACAACUAAUGCUGAAGAGGCUAUGCAUUGGAAGAUUUACUCAGGAACAGGCCGUGAUCAUGCAUUACUGGAGGGUAUUAGGUCUCUGCAUGCUUUCUCGGAACACUACGAGAGGCUUGUCACCGCAAACUUAAGUGGUGCGCCUAUACGUUAUGGUGAAGCCCAACCAUGGAAAUUAGUUGCCAGCCGCAUUGGUCGCACAAAGCCGUCGAGAGCACCUGAAGCAUAUGAACGUCGACGAAAGACGAAUGACGGUCGCCCCCCCGACACGACCAAGGAACUCCUGGGCGCUCGUAAGCAACGAGACAAUGCUAAACAGCGCGGCAAGCAGACUGCAACUGCCUACCACAACCGACUGCAGGGUGUACCACAUAACACGUGCCUUUGGGGACUCUACGAGACGAUAGACCUGCGCCGCUCAGGACAUUAUUCCUCCUCAACAAGGGAUACCAUGAAGCAGUGUAGCAACGGGCUUGCGAUACAGCGCGAUGCCUUCCGGGCUCGACUAAAAAAGUACCGCUGUAUUCCCGCGAAAGACGUGCCCCUCGCACUCUUUGGAUGGCUUAGUCAGACACUCAAUCACGAAUGGCUGAAGGACUCAUGUGUGCUUGGUGCAACCUACUUCCAUGGAUACCGCCUGAUACUGCGGUCUUGUGCUACUGCCAAUGGAGGUGAUCCGCCAUAUAGGCACUACCAGAUCACGUCGCAGCCACUCAAACUCUUUGAGCUCCGUCCCCGCCCCAAUGACUAUACAACCUUUAAUGGCAAGAUCCAGAACUGGUUUCGACGAGUGAUGUCCGCAAACCAGUCUCUGAGCGCCCUGUCACAAUGCUGGAAGACAAAAGAUGGCACUUGUUUAUGCAAGGGAGAGGCGAGCGACGUGACAUUAACUGUCUUGCUCCCUGUAUGUCUCAUAAUCUGGAUUGAGGAUGACGACCCGAAUACCUGGGAUUUCCCAAUGGAACUCAGACCAUUCACCAAGGAGGCUGCUAAGCAGCGUAUCGUUUACGACAUUGUUGGCCGUGGUCUAUUCGGUGCUGACUCAGAACAUUUCAUUGGACGAUUUCGCACACCCAAUGGCAAAGUCUACACGUAUGAUGGUCUCCUUGCUGACGGGUGCGCAACUCGGAACUUCACGAAGACGAGCUCUCUCCUAAGCGGGCCGGCGAUCACUUUACCAUCUGGAUACAAGACGAACGCCGUGGUGUACCAUCUGCGGGGAGGCACUGAUGCGCAACGUACUAUAUAUGCUCAUCAGAUUGCUGCUGUGAAACGCCUCCACCACAUAGUCUUUACACAAGAAGACUUGGAACAUACUCCAACGGUAGCCCUUGAUAUGCCGGGGGUUGAACGAAUGCCUGACACAGAGCGGGUGUGGUUAGACAACCCAUACUCAAAGAAGACUGCGGAUUAUCGAUUGACCAGCCAGCCUGCGUCCGGUAUUCAAGAGCUUGAACCGUCAGACAAUGAAGCUACACUGGCUGAUCCUCCGAGUUAUUCAUCACCAAACUUUGCCCCCAGCCAUGAAGCGCCCGGUGCUCAAACAGGCACUGGAACGGCAUCUCCGUUCUUCUGCCGCUGUGGCCUUCAUGGCAGCUGGACCGACCUACAGAUUGGGGAGCCCGCCAUCCAGUGUAAUCAGUGCAAGAGAUGGUCCCAUAUUGCAUGCCAGAAGGGGGGACAUGCGAGUCUGUUGGCAAAGACACAGAAGUUCAUCUGCGAUGACUGUAUGCUACUGCAGUUAUUAAACAUGGGAGGGGAAGCAGGCCGGAAACCAAUGAGGCAAAAAACAAGGCCACGCGACUUGUGUAUGUACCGAAGUCUGCAGGCUAUGUCCGAGAAGUCUAAUAAGUACCCAAAUAGGCCAGGAAAGGGUGCUCUCGUUCGGCACGGUGAUACAUAUUGGUACCCUGUGCGGCUAAUUAUGUCCAGGCAGAAAGAUAAGCACACCGAAUGGCGAGUCAAGUGGUGGAGGGGGUCUGUUUUUGCUGAUGAAAGUCCUCGCGAGACAUGGGUAUCCGCUGCAAGUGUGGUCGAUGAGCUAUGGCAGAACAGGGAAGCAAGGCGAAGGAUUCGUCUCGGACGUUGGCACAUGGCAUGUCAAGAAUCCGAAGUUGAAGACAAGUUAUUGGACUUCGACGCACAUGCAUACACCCCCGAGAUCGCCGGUAUACUCGCACCUCAUCAAGAACUGCUGACACGCCUUGUCUAUCAGCCAGAAGAGGUUGUGGACUUCGUGCCCGCGUUGGAUGAUGUGUCUGUUGCUCAAGAGAGUGGUAGACGGACCCUUGAAUCCCUUAAGAAUGGACUCAUACCACAUACUGGUGAGCUCAGUUUGCUCGAGCGGGGCCAAAUUAACAACUGGAUCGUAAAUAACAUCCGAGAGGCGCGGAAGAACCAAAACCUCUGGAUCGGCCGAGUUGCAUAUGCCCACGCGGUGACACUGAUCCUGGCCAGCCGCCAUAGGGAGAGAUUCCUCCGAGAACCAGAGUUCCCUCGCAACGCGUCAGCGGCCGACCAGCAGACCUUCAUCUUACAGGCUGCCUAUCGGCACCAAAAGGAACAUGUCAGCGAAGAAUACCUCCUACAUGGUGUUGACGUCGACCGCGAAUGCUUGUUUCUCUUCGAGGAGCGGCUAUUCGAAAACUCGGCGGCAGCGGGGUCAGCGGGGAACCACCAGUGGGGGCUUGAUGCAGGACCACAUCAAGACAACUGGAACCCAUAUACGUAUACCCCUCCUUGGUGGAAUCACGAAGACCGGGAGGAGAGAGAUUCUGAGAUUGAGCAUGGGCCCGACUACCAAUUGCCGGACCCUACCACAGCUGUACCUCGCAAGCGGAAGGCAGCCAUUGAAGAGAAACGUCCCGCACCUCGCCCAGCCUACGGGAGUCGCGCGAAACAGGACAGCGUGAAAGGGCGCAAAAGGCCGAGGUUGGAUUGACUGGCAUAUUUGAAGACU
Molecule: messenger RNA, 4425 nt
Organism: Gloeophyllum trabeum ATCC 11539
Lineage: Eukaryota; Fungi; Basidiomycota; Agaricomycetes; Gloeophyllales; Gloeophyllaceae
Exons: 9
Coding region: 1-4407 (1468 amino acids)
Biological process (GO): regulation of DNA-templated transcription
Molecular function (GO): DNA binding
Source: RefSeq, a predicted model, not a curated record